Molecule: messenger RNA, 1620 nt
Organism: Fusarium poae
Lineage: Eukaryota; Fungi; Ascomycota; Sordariomycetes; Hypocreales; Nectriaceae
Gene: DBP8
Product: putative RNA helicase
Exons: 1
Coding region: 1-1620 (539 amino acids)
Molecular function (GO): RNA helicase activity; nucleic acid binding; ATP binding
Source: RefSeq, a predicted model, not a curated record
AUGGCGCCUUCCGUUGAAUCAGAUCAUGCGACUUCUGUAUCAGAUGAAGAAAUUCUAUCUGGUGCCGCCUUAUCUUCCGACGAGUCCGAUUACCUCGACAGUGGCGCAUCUCGAAAGCGUCGCAGGACUGCAGAAAUAUCGCAGGAUGAGAAUGAAAACGUUGAGCCGGAGGAUGACGAUGAUGAAGAGUUGAAUAGAGUGCUGUCUACUAUCGCGGCGCCUUCUCGAAUUAAGCGAAAUGUUCAAGCAGACAAAAAGGAAAUUCAAGCAAAGCCUGUAAUCGCACCCAAAAACUCAAUUCAAGCUCCUACCGACCCAAACACCACUUUCUCCGCACUCAAUGUACGACCAUGGCUAGUUCAAUCGCUAGGAAAUAUGGCUAUCAAGCGACCCACGGGUAUUCAGAAGGGCUGUAUUCCUGAGAUCUUGAAUGGAAGGGAUUGCAUUGGUGGCAGUAGAACAGGUUCAGGUAAAACAGUUGCUUUCGCGGUGCCUAUUCUGCAGAAGUGGUCUGAAGAUCCUACUGCCAUAUUUGCUGUUGUCUUGACGCCAACCCGAGAACUGGCACUUCAGAUCUUCGAGCAGUUCAAGGCUAUCUCUUCUCCUCAAAGUCUCAAGGCUAUCUUGGUGACCGGCGGCUCAGACAUGCGAACACAGGCAAUUGAGAUUGGAAAGCGACCACACGUUAUAAUCGCAACUCCAGGACGUUUGGCAGAUCAUAUUCGUACUUCCGGGGAAGACACAAUCUGUGGAUUAAGGAGAGUUCGAUAUGUGGUUCUUGACGAGGCCGAUCGACUUUUGAACGCCACCGGACCUGGCAGUAUGCUUCCUGAUGUGGAGGAAUGUCUAUCAGUCCUGCCACCAGCCACCGAAAGACAGACUCUUCUCUUCACUGCUACUAUUACCCCAGAGGUCCGCGCCUUGAAGGACAUGCCUAUCAAGCCGGGCAAGCAGCCAGUAUUUGUUUGCGAGGUUGACACACAGACACUGGCUAUUCCUGCAACACUGAAGCAGAUGUAUAUCAAGGUUCCUGUAACGCAUAAAGAACACUACCUCCACACCUUCCUACUCACCGAGGUUAAUGUCGACAAGACUGUUAUCCUAUUCUGCAACCGAACUUCGACUGCCGAUUACCUUCACCAUCUACUUCGCAUGCUGGAACAUCGAGUCACGUCUUUACACUCCAAGCUGCCCCAGAGGCAACGAAUCGACAACCUGGCCCGCUUCCGUGCUUCAGCAGCUCGUAUUCUCGUGGCGACCGACGUUGCUGCCAGAGGUCUGGAUAUCCCUGAAGUCAGCCUCGUUAUCAACUACGAUCUGCCUCGCGACCCCGACGACUACAUUCACCGUGUAGGUCGUACAGCCCGUGCGGGUCGUAAGGGUGAGGCUGUCAGCUUUGUGGGACAACGUGAUGUGGAGUUGGCCCUGACCAUCGAGAAGCGAGUGGGCCGCGAUAUGGAGGCCUGGGAAGAAGAGGGAGUCAACCUGGAAACACGUGUUGUUCGGGAUGCGCUCAAGCUCGUGUCGGAGAAGAAGCGCGAGGCUUUACUGGAGGUGGAGGAAGGAAGGGAAGUCGGAGGCAAGCGGAAGCGAACCAAGCAAAAGUUGCGAGUGGAGUAG